This is a messenger RNA of Sungouiella intermedia, 924 nucleotides long. The record is from the annotation of a GenBank genome assembly. Lineage: Eukaryota; Fungi; Ascomycota; Pichiomycetes; Serinales; Metschnikowiaceae.
AUGGCAUCCUACUACGACAAUACUUUUGUUCUGCAGUCGAUGGCAUUCCAACAAAAACACACUAUGCAUCCGAUAUUCGACUCUGCUCACCUUAACUGUCCCAAAAACUUGGAGAACAGGGUCGCCUCACCUUCUCUCCAAUACCCCGGAUCGCAUGAUGAUCUGCUCAAGCUUGAGGAUGACAUAACUAGGGCCCACCAUGUGGAAGUAAAUCUGCCUUCUAUGUGGUCUAAUGUCCCGCAAAAUAUGAAUGUCAGAUCUUACUCCCAUGAUUAUUUUCCUAUGGCUACUUCCUCUAACCAGACCUUAUCAACUGAGCUUCUGCUGUUUGAUGAAGACUACCAAAUGGGUCACAAAUCACAGUAUUCUGUCGAUAGCGCCGUAUCUAUGUCACCGCCUUCUAUGGUUUCAGCAUCUUCUGCAAAAUCUAAUUUGCGGAAAAUUGUCAAGCCUCGGAUUGCUACCCUCUACUGGGAAGAGGAACAAACUACAUGUUACCAAGUACGUGCGCAUAACGUGGUUGUCUCUAGAAGAGAGAACGACAACUACAUAAAUGGUACAAAGCUACUUAAUGUUACAGGUAUGACUAGAGGUAAGAGAGACGGGAUGUUAAAGAUUGAAAAGGGACGUUUGGUUGUACGCAACGGGUCCAUGAACCUAAAAGGCGUAUGGAUUCCCUUCAAUAGAGCUAUUGAAAUCGCACGGAAUGAAGGUGUUGAUCACUUACUCUAUCCACUUUUUGUGGAGAAUAUUCUGGAUUUCUUCAGGAAUCAUGGACAGGAACUCCGACAAGAUGCUAUGCUGGAUGGCGAUGAGGAGGGUGAACAUUCAGACAAUAGAGCACGCACAUCUGGAGUGAGUGGUCAUCGAUCGCAGAGCUCUCAGAGCUCCCAAGGAUGCCAUGGAUCACGUAUGUUCUAUUGA